Molecule: messenger RNA, 1254 nt
Organism: Malassezia vespertilionis
Lineage: Eukaryota; Fungi; Basidiomycota; Malasseziomycetes; Malasseziales; Malasseziaceae
Exons: 1
Coding region: 1-1254 (417 amino acids)
Biological process (GO): glycolipid biosynthetic process
Cellular component (GO): mitochondrion; lipid droplet; plasma membrane
Source: RefSeq, a predicted model, not a curated record
AUGACUUCCCAUCAGUACGACGUUGUGCUCUACGGUGCUACGGGCUUCACCGGAAGCCUUGCUGCCCAGUAUCUUGCUGCUCAUCCCCAGAACCCACGACUCGCGUUUGCAGGCAGAAAUGAAGCCAAGAUCCGUGACGUGAUCAGCAAGCUCAAGGACAUUCCCCAGGAACGCCGCGAGAGCAUCGGUGUGAUCAAGGCAUCCAUGGACGACAAGGCGAGCUUGAAGCACAUGGCGCAGUCGGCAAAGGUCGUGCUGAAUAUGGUCGGCCCCUACGCUAUGCUUGGUGGCUUUGAGGUGGCACAGGCCGCUGCAGAGAAUGGCUGCGGGUAUGUCGACCUGGCCGGCGAGUCGAACGUGUACGAGCGUGUGGCCAAGGAGCUGCACUCUGUUGCACAGAGCACCAAGGCGAUCCUUGUCCCUUCUUCGGGCUUUGAUUCGCUGCCGUUUGAUUUGAGCACGUACCUUGCCGUCCAACAAGUCAAGCAGAGUACAGGCCCGUCGACGAGCGUGAAAGAUGUGCUCCUGGGCUACCACGUUCAAGGGACUGUUUCGGGGGGCACGAUUGCGAGUCUUGUUGAGAUGGGAAACGAAAGCCCGAAUCUGAUAAAGUACACGGACUUGUACAUGGGCAGCCCGAUUGUCGGCACGCAAAAGCCUGAGCAGUACAAGUCGCGCAAGCUGCCACAGUUUGACGGCUGGGGUGGCUACUCGCUCUUUGCACCGCACAAUACGCGCGUCGUGAACCGCUCCUGGGGUCUUUUGCAGGUCGCGAAUGCCGAGCAGCAGUACGGCAAGAAUUUUACGUACCUCGAAGGGCUGGUGGCCUCGUCGCGUAUUACUGCGGUAUCUAUGUCGACCAUAUUUAUCAACGUGGCACGCCUCGUUUCCUCGUCCAAGUUCUUUGGUAAGAUGCUCACGCGCCACAUUCCGCAGGGAUCCGGUGGCUCGAUGAAAGACCAACUUAAGGGCUUUGCCGACUUGCGCACAGUCGCCACAAGCGAGGACGGCAAGACAAAGGGCUUGUCGACGAUGAAGAUCAAGGGUGACCCCGGCUACUUGAAGACCGCUGCGAUGAUUUCAGAGACGACGCUUGCUAUUGCGCUUGAUCGCGAGCAUCUCUCGCCGCUUGCGCAGCAGGGCGGUGUACUUACGCCGGCUACGAUUGGCGGUGAACAUUUGCGCGACCGCUUGGUCAAAUAUGCCGACAUUCAGUUCACGUCGAAGGAUGUGUCCGAUAUGAAAAAGUAUUAA